AUGGCCACAGAGCGCAGUAGACUGACUGUUGUGGGAAAUGAUGCUUUUGCCAACGAUGAUUUUUCGAAGCUCAUUGCAAAACUGUCUGGACGGUUUGCCAUAGCCUAUCUGCCAGAUAUUGCUGCAUGUCUUGCGCGCACUCGUCGCGAGAAGGAAUACGAGCCGACAGUGAGCGAUUGCGAUUGGUUCCUCUUCUCCGAUUUCACCGACUGCACUGAUCUGCACUGCCUUGUUUCCCUGCUCCCUCGCGCUCGAAUAAUGGGAUACCCGGCUUUUGUAACUUGCAUGCUUUCACAAGAGAAGUGGGUGAAACCACGUCCCGUAUUCAAUUUUUCCAUGAUGGGCGCGGUUGUCUGUAUAACCGGCUACCGUGACAGAGAAACUGUGAAUCGUCUUGCCACCAUGGUCAACUGGAUGGGUGGAAGCGUACAACGCUCACUGAAUGUGAGUACAACCACGCAUCUAGUGGCCUAUCGCUGUGCAGGAGAGAAAGUCCGCGCUGCUGCACUUGCUCCACGACGAAUUACUACUGUCAAGGCCUCUUGGAUCGAUAAUGCAUGGGCUAGGCGGAUUGAACAGCCGACUUUGAACGCCACAGAUCCAGAGUUCGUGGAAGCGCACCGAGCGAAGGUAUUCUCCGAGACAUGUUUGGCAUUCGUCGGUUUCGUUCCCGGCAGUGAGGAGUUGUUGGAGCUGUGUAGGCUGGUGGUUGAACAUGAUGGGCUGGUUACGGAGGAUCUCAAUGACCAGCGUCUAACGCAUGUUGUUGUCACGGACAAUUGGCCUGGGUAUGGAAACAUUUUAGAGCGGUUGAAUGAUUUGAUUGUUUCUGCUGGGCCAACGAAAUCCCCAGUGUCAGCAUCCCGCCAACAUUCAUCGGCCAUUCAAUUUGCUGGGUCUCCAUCACUGACUGAGGAGGAUCAAUACCGCAUCUCCCUGUUGGCAUCCGCCUAUCGGGUUCCCGUAGUUCGCUUGAAAUGGUUCUGGCUUUCUCUUCAGCUCACUUGUUUGUGUCAUUUGGAAAACUUUUUAUAUGUCGCUGGUCCACCCAGACCGAGUUCUGUGUACAGACCCCAACUUCCACCUUUAGCAAGACCGGGAAGCAUUACGCCAGAAGCGGGUAGCCUGAGUCCUCCGGAGUCGCGCAGUAGUCCUCUCAGUUCACCAGUACCAAUGCUUACACCCCUACCGGAUAUUGAGGAGCGCAUGGAAGAAGGGGAGGAGACAAGUUUUUCCGGACCAACUGGCUCCCGAUCGUUGUCCGAGUCUGAUACUCGGGCACAUGAUGAGAAAGAAAAUGCACUUCCUAGUGAAUUCCACUCAUUGGACUCACCACAUACAGUCCUUGGGAGCUCACCACUGGCUCGAAGGGUUCUUUCGAAGGAGUUAUUCAGAAGUUCGCCCAAUAGAAGUCCCUUAUCCCAUCAUAUUGCAGACAAAAUCUCCUUCAUCACUUCUCCGCGUAAUCGCAACAGCCCUCGCGGCUUCACCAGCCCAUCGGCUGACGCAAGCCAACACAGUAGCGGUCGGCGUAGUUCUCAUCCGCGACGAAGUAAAGCAUCUUUGGGCGCCAUCAGUGGCUCGUCCAGUCAUGACGAUCUACUGACCCAGUUGGCUGAUCCUAUGACCUUUCCAAGCAACCGGGAACGUCGGCUUUGCCAGCUGGUUGUCGUUGGCCAUGGCAACGACACUAAACCUGUGUCUUCUAAUGGAGACGCACGACUCCCCAUGUCCGAACCGGGCUUGUUUUAUUCCCCAGCUAGCUUCAACUCCGGCCUCCUACUGAAUGCGACCAACGCGAGCGAAUGCAACGCCAACGGAAGCGUGUUGGUUCCCGAGCCACAAAGUCACGACUUCAUUUCGUCUGUCGGCUCAUUACGGAACAUGCUGAAUACUGAGGAUAUGGUAGCGGCAGAACCUAAUUGUGAGAUGACGAUGCCUACACAACUGAAGUCCCCAUUAGCUCAGCCUACUGGUGAGUCUGCACAGACUUCAACUCCUGCCAGCGGAAAGCGUAAAUCCUCAACGAGACUGAGCCUUCUGCAUUCUACCGCUCGCAAGUCACGUACUCCGGCCCCGGAAAUGUCAGCCACUUCCUCCAGCAACUCCAGUACUCCAGCAGGAGAUUCAUCUACAGGCCAAUCGGGAACUCCACUACGCGUACGGUUGGAGAAACGACAACAUCGUGUGUUUGAGUUUUUCGUGACCGAGCGCAACUACGUAGAGGUUUUGCGCUAUCUAUAUCGUGUUGCCUACUCGCAAGUGGUGAAUGAAGACCAGUCUGGUGGGGCUAUUCUUCCUCGCCAGGAGGCGGACUACAUUUUUGGGAAACUGGGGCCCAUAUACGAGUUGCACGAACGUUUGCAGCCGAAGUUGAGUCAGCUCGAAACGAACUGGUCCCUGGCGGAGAGUUGUCUUGGUGAUGUGUUGCGAAUGGAGCUUCUGGACGAAAUGGACAAGGCUUAUGGCAACUAUAUGCAAUUCUACAGUCCUCCGCACAUUCACCGACUUGGCGAACAGUUCCCCCGAUUCCUAGCCUUCCUCCGUCAAGUUGAGCGACGAAAGGAAUCUGGGCGACAGAGCUUGACUGCUCUGUUAGUGCGACCGGUCCAACGACUGCCAUCGAUUGCCUUACUUCUGGAUGGCAUAUCCAAAUUCACUCCUGGUUCUCACCCUGACAACGCGGGCGUUACUCAGUUCGCCAAAGGUCUGAAUGAAUUACUACUGAAAAUCAACGAGCGCCUUCGAAAGAACGAGGAACGUCUUUCAUUAUUAUCGCUCUAUCAUGAAAUCAGCGGGGCUCCGCCUGAAAUGUUGUCCUCCUCUCGCAGCCUUAUAUCCCGUCUGGACGUGUUCGAGUUAGGGACCAGUGCUUCAGGAAACACAACCUGCGAGCCCGUAACCCUUUUCCUUCUUACGGACAGUCUCGAGGUCGCACGACCACGGAAACGCCACACGGGUGAGCCAUUGGCUCACGCGAUCCGAGCGGCUCUGGCGGUUGUUCAUGGUGAGGGUGGUGAGGUGUGUACCGAUUCAACUAACCGAAACCUCAAUGUGACCCCUGGUGUCUGCCCAUCCACAAACGCCAGUCUGCAGUCAGAAAGCAAUGCCGCUGGAGUGACUGCUAGCGCGGGAUCCGAUCACACGGUGACUGUCACAAGAACUGGCUCGGGUGCUUCCGGUGCGAGUAUAGUGAACUUCGGGAUGGUGGAAGGCAAACAACGGUGUCAUUAUAAGCACCUACAGCUUUUGAAAUUGCAAGAAAUCAAACGUGUUGUCAGUUUUGAUACGGCCUCUCCAGAUCGCGCGGCUUUUGGCUUAGUUGUUCGUUCCAGCUCCGAAAUGGACGAUCGAGUCUAUGCCUAUUGCCUCGCCGCCAGUUUCGCCGCAACUACUGCUGUGGCCACUGGUCGAUGCCCAGAACCAGUGGAGUCCGCGGUCGCCGCUGCUGCCUCCGCGUCCUUAACAGGAACUCUGGUGCGAACAGAAAGCUUGGGAUGCACAACGCCUGCCUCGAGCAGCUCUCACGUCGCCACCUUGCAAGCCUGUGUCAGUGAAGCGAAGCGCAAGUUUCUCAACCAGCUGUGCCAUCACAUCAUCCAGGUGUCCUGUUUGGCCAACAGUCCUGAGGAAUUGCUAGUGGAUGUACAGCCGGAGGAGUUGCUAGGUUUCGAUCUAGAACAGGUAUUCAACGCCACGGCAGCAGCAAUGAAGUCAAAAAAGUUCGGUCGCCAGCUAACGCGGAACAUAUCGAUUAAGACGCCCCGACGACCGCUUGCUCCCGGUAAGCAGCAACGACCCACCGGCGGUAGUGUAUUGCAUACGCCCGGCAGUGUGCCACAGCAGAACCACAACACAGAUGAUGCAACGAGCCUGCAACAUUAUCCAAUAUCAAGUCCCCGGCGAUCCGUUCUCGGUAGUCUUCUUGGGCAACGGGGAGCCACUUUUACGGGAGAACAUGCCUCCUUGGUCACGGGUUCUUCACAUUUCGUGGAGGCCAGUACUCCGCUGCGAGACAAGCGUCAGUGCAGUACACUUCGACCUCCUUCGACACCGACCGCCGAGCAGGUCACUAUGACCAUGCUGAACAUGAUGCGGAUCGCUCGUAGUACGGUCCAACACUCUCGCAAGGAAUUGACUCAUACAGGAAGCAUAUCAUUGUUUGAUGAUGAUGAUGACGACGAGGAAUGCACAGGCGAUUAUCCUGAUGACGACUGCGCCUCUGUCGCUUCCGGUAACCUAGGGGGUACCUUUUGGCCCAUUUAUACCAAACAUACUGGCGGUGCGACUCGGGCAGAAGCUGCACUCUCAUCAACUUCCUCACUUCGGUCACACACAAUUGAUCUAAGCUCAGUUGCGAGCGCAAUGGAUAGCGUGAGCUCCCUCAGAACAGUGUGCACCACUUCUCAGCCACAAUCGCAUCGAAAUUCUCUCUCUCGCAGAGGCCCACUCGGUCGACCUUCUGUCCUCCUCUCCGACUAUGAUUUUCGCGGUCAACGGAAAAGUGUAUGUCAAACUGUUCUGGCAGGAUUAAAGAACUUCCGACGUUCCAUCGCAGGGGCUGGUAGUGCUCUGCUUCACGGAAAUAGUACUAGCUCUUUUACCUCCUCUCUCGCCAGGCACGGACACCGUGGUCCCAAUCGGGCUGGAGCCUCAUCACUCGCCUCACCAGGUAUACUCAACCGCAGUGCCAGUGUUGACGCUAGUAUUUGCAACACAGUGCUUGCCUCUCCUUCGACACUGGCGUCCACUGGUGACCUUUGCAUGUCUGGUCUAAGUUUGAACCGACCAGCACCUCUGGCGGAAACGGAGCUAGAACGCGAAAUUGAGCCCUCGACAACGACAGCCUCACCGUUUCCACCUGCUCGCGGUCUGCUGACCUCAUCUGCAGCUGCAACUGCGAACCAGUAUCAGUCGCCUCGUCUCGAAGAACCCCGUCUGUUUGUGCGCAGUGCCACUUCGACUGCAGUCAAUUCUCAUGGACAGCUCAUGAUGACUCCAAGUGGGUCAUUCCGAAAUAUCCCCAGCGUUGCCUUACACAACCAAUCAAAUACUCAGCUGCCUCUUUUCAGCCGAAAGGCUCCAGAACUCGAUACUGUCACUUUAGACGAAGUGUGCAUGGCUGAACUGGACACCUCUCCAUGUAAACGUCUUGGUGGUUCAAUGGUCAGUCUGGCAAGCUGGAACAGCGUGUCAACCUUGGAUUGUCCUCAGUCAUCGGACAACCGUUUCCACAGGCUUCAGGCGAAUGACGGGAGCUCGGCUGUUUGUGAAACAGUCAGCCACAUAGGUGUGACCACCAGGGAAGACCUUCGUCGUUCAUUUCGUAUCCCCACGGCGGUCCGACACUUGGGUAGCUCACACGGAGGUGCUUCGAGGAGAGAAGGACAGAAAAAACAAAAGAAACAUAAGAUGAGCAGCAUUGGUCAUCUGUUUCAACGCCCAUCGGUGAUUGCAAAGCCCGUCGGCGCUACAGUGGUUCCAACCAGCACUUCCAAUCAGUGCCCUGCUACCAAGGUGAACCCAUCGCGUCGUGAAAGUCUUCUUCGAGGCAUAUUUUCACGUUGAAACUCCAUCCAAUCCGGACUGCAUCAUUUUAUCUCGCUUCGGCACAUGAUUCUACUACAUUCAUACUGAUCUGAUAACAUUUUGAUGGUCGAAAUCCGCAAUGCACACUGUGACUGUUUUAUAUUGCUGUUGAAUAUCUUUCGUCUUCUGCGACAUUCGCUAU
This is a messenger RNA of Opisthorchis viverrini, 5731 nucleotides long. RefSeq lists its product as hypothetical. The record is from RefSeq and is a predicted model, not a curated record. Gene Ontology annotation, cellular component: nucleus; cell cortex. Gene Ontology annotation, biological process: activation of GTPase activity; mitotic cytokinesis; nervous system development. The transcript has 17 exons. Gene Ontology annotation, molecular function: guanyl-nucleotide exchange factor activity; GTPase activator activity. Bases 1 to 5568 code for a protein of 1855 amino acids. NCBI's taxonomy places the organism in Eukaryota, Metazoa, Platyhelminthes, Trematoda, Opisthorchiida, Opisthorchiidae.